Serendipita indica DSM 11827 is the source of this 3318-nucleotide messenger RNA. The record is from the annotation of a GenBank genome assembly. Lineage: Eukaryota; Fungi; Basidiomycota; Agaricomycetes; Sebacinales; Serendipitaceae.
AUGGCAGAGCUCGAGGGCCCUCUGGCUCCCAACGACGACCGCGAGCACCCAGAAACGACAAUAAACGACUAUGAUUCGUCUUCAGACUCGGACGCUCCCUCAGAGGCCGCUAUCCUCCACCAGGACGAUAUUGAACUCUCCCAAGAGGCUCCAGAUGACGACUCGGAGCCUCCUUUCCCGCCAUUUAACAUCUGGUCCAUGCCCAAUGCCAGGAUUCCAAUAGAGGCUUACAAGGAGAUGACCCUCGCAUGCCGCUUUGUCCCCACUGACCAGUGGCUGACAACGCGAGUCGAUCGCACCUGGACAGUCUCCCAGGUCAAGCACCAUAUGCUCACAAAGCUCUGGGGAGGUCGCAGAUACCAGCUAUCCUUCCCACGCACUUCGAAACCUCCUGUACCUUCCAUCCCGAGAGAACCAGGCGAUGGCGUGGGCAUUACCUCGAUUUCAAGCUCAAAUUAUUCGUCUGUCGUCUUUGCAGCCAGCAUCAUGGGCGAUUCUCAUCCUCCCUUUCACCACUCCAACUAUGCUCUCGAUAAUCCCUCUGAGCCUUCACUCGUCCAGACCACUCUUCCGGACGCACCCGAUGGUCCGCCGCCCGUCGUCGUGGGCACUCCACGCUUGACAAAGAGUCUGUCUUCUGAAGACUUGCAUGCCUCUCACGGAUACUCGCCAACGUCGUCCACCUCCCGCACUCGUUCCCAAUCCACUGGAGGCGGCCGUCCACCCACUCUGUACAGCUCAGAAAGCGAGCUAGGCGAUCUCAGGAGAGAAGAGGCCAUGGAAAGACUUUACGAGCGAAUCGAAACCUCGGUCCGCCGUAAAGUACACAAGGCUGCCAAAAACUAUCGGCUCGUCAGCUUUUCAAACGGAAAUGUCUUGGAUGACAACGAUCCGAUCAGCGCGUACCGGCUCAAGCCGUUUGAACUACUAGAGAUUCAAUCGGCCUCGCAUUGCAUCCGACUCACGCGCGCAACCUAUCUCGAACCCUAUUUUGAGACGGAUACAAUGGUGCGCGUGCGUGGGGGUGCAGAGAAGCACGGUAUCGAAUUCAUCAAACGUCUUCGGCAAUUACAACGCGAAGAACGUGCCCGUUCAGAGAUUCUAAGGGCCAUGGCUGCAGUCGGCAUCGACGACAAGGACAAGGCCGGAGAGUGGGGCACCGGUCUCUCUGCCGUGACCAAGCAAAAAAACUUGGAACAGCGGCGCGAGGAAGAAAAAAGGCGGCUCUUGCUUGAACAGGCGCGUAAACAAGAAGAACGAAGACGGAAACGAGAGAGAAAGGAGCAAGAGUCGGAAAAGUGGAAAGUUCGAAAGAUGAUUGUCGAGGGCCACGACUUGAACAUUUGGCGAGACCCCGUCCACGAUACGUUUCCAGAGCAGAGUUGGGAUUUACGGAGGGCUAUUGAAGUCCAAAUCCCCCGACCACCCGCAGAGGAACCCGCGUCGUCCACCCAAACUGCCUAUGCAGCGCUCGCUGCGUCCUCCAACCUCCAAUCCGUCUCUACACGCGCUCCCGAAAAGGCCAAACCAGCCAAGAGCAAAGUCCCAGACCAAGUCCUCGAACAACCCACACUCCACAUCCGCUUCUCCAUCCCAAUAGGAAGCGUCUAUGCGUCCCUCAACCCUGCUGCUGCCGCUGCCUUGCAUGCCGCCCGGCUAAAGCGUGCGGCUAAACUAAAUCCUGGGUCAUCCUAUCUAGCGGAAUCGUUGGCCUCUCUCGGUACAGCUUCAACCCGACGGAUAGAUUCCACGGAUCCAUAUAAUCAGGGGUAUGGAUUCGGUACGAGUACGCUCGAGGGCGCCGGUACCGCUUCGCUCGUCCUACGACUCCCGAACGAAAAGGCCCGAGAACACUUGUGCAGAAUCAUUCACCGUUCUGCGGGGCGAUAUCCCCUCAUCACCAAACAACGACGGACCCUCCCGUUUGAGCCAGUUCAAGAUUUGAUCCCGGUACCUGAUCCAGAUCCGGAACGAAAACAGACACACGGCGCACCUUUUCCUGAAUGGCGUGCCCGUGUCCUCAAAAAGGCGAUUGCAUCCGGUCGCUCGGGCUUUCUCGCGUCUCCAGCGUGGAAUGCCGCAUACAAUGAAGUUACGGGACUCUAUAUGCCACCUCCGGGCCUAUCGGCUUCCAACGAUGGUGGUGGGUAUGAGGGGGACGACGACGACGAUUGUGCCUCACUUGUGAGUGAUACAGAAUGGGAAGGUUGGCGACGUGAGUUGGAGAUGGAUAUGCCGCCGAAACCAUUGUCGACGAUUCAUUCCGUUUCUGCUACGUCGGAUGCGACUCCUCGUGUCGGUCUCUCGCUUGCGGCGCUCAAGGAAGAAGGAUCGUCGUUGGCGCUUGCUUCGGCGGAUGAGCACGUGAAUGUUGCGGCAAAGGCGUCGUAUAGCGAUGGAGAGGAGAAAUACAAGUCGCCGAGGCAUAGUGGACAGUCUACGCGCGCUCGAAAGAGCUCGCUGAGAGCGGCCAAACGUGUCGUCGUGGAUGGGAUCGCAGGCAAAGGUCUCAUUAUCCCGCACUCUUCCAAUGCCUAUGCGUCCUGGACGAGCUUUUCGUCAAACUCUUCUAUCAACUCGUCUUUCCACUCCCACGACGAUUAUCGACUCGGUGAAGGCAGCGAUACCAAUGUUGGCCCCAAACGACCACGUCUCCCACCCAUCGUCACAGGAAACAGUACCAGCCCUCGUGGGAGUGGAAACUUAUCGCGAGCGAAAUCUGCCACCGUCUUUUCUUCGAGACCAAACGCUUCGGUGCCAGCGGCGAGCAUCUCUGCACCCUUGUCGGCCACUGUCGACAAUCUCGAUGGCUCGUGGGCAGCGCCUGAUCCACCACGACAACUACCCUACAAAUACCCAUCCGACGGCAUCUCCCCAGAUGAGCUCUUUGCAAUCGGCCCCGAUGUGGCUUUACCGGGACUUGGAGGUGGGUUGGGCAACCCAGCCAUGUUCCCCGCAUUUGCGGGCAUGGGGACGACGAUUACGACUGUGAGCUCUGGACGAGCGGCGAUGAGCAGCGGCGCUGGUGGUGGGAGCAAUGGGGGUAGCAGUCGAAAAUCGAGUCUGAAAAAGGCCAGUUUGGGCUCGUUACGGAGCAGUGCAAGCUGGAUCUCGCGCUCGUUUGGGACCAAAUCGGGCGAGGAAAAGCUUCGACAUGAGCGAAGCUUGACAUUUCAUCAUCAAUCGCAUUCGUCGUCUGGCUCGGCUGGACAGGAUGCCGUUGGAGGAGGCAAUGGGGAGCACCUUGGAACGCGACGGACACCUUUACCCAAUGCGGCACCUCUUGCACGGGGUGCGAGCAGUGCUAGUAAGCGGUAA